AUGGCCUCAAUUGAUAAAGAACAGAAGGCGAAGCCCAGUAGUCUGCGGUCUAUAAUAGCGGGCUCUACUGCGGGAGCUGUUGAAAUCGCAAUCACUUACCCAGCUGAGUUUGCAAAGACACGCUCGCAGCUCAACCGCAGGCUAACAGCCUCAAAGAAGCUGCCGUGGCCGCCGUUUGGUCCGCAAUGGUACGCUGGAUGUACUACAUUGAUCAUUGGAAAUUCCCUCAAGGCAGGAAUCAGGUUCGUUGCUUUCGACACCUUCAAAUCGCUGCUCCAGGAUGAGAACGGCAAGAUAUCCGGGCCUAAGACAGUCAUCGCUGGCUUUGGUGCUGGAUUCACAGAGUCGUUAUUAGCCGUCACGCCCUUUGAGAGCAUUAAAACACAAUUAAUUGAUGACCGAAAAUCUUCGAAUCCCCGCAUGCGAGGAUUCCUGCACGGUAGCAAUGUCAUAUUCCAGGAGAGAGGCGUUCGUGGGUUUUUCCAAGGCUUUGUUCCCACGACAGCACGCCAGGCUGCGAACUCAGCAACAAGGUUUUCGACGUACACUAUGCUCAAACAAUUUGCCCAGGGCUACGUUGCUCCGGGGGAAAAAUUGGGGACCGCGAGCACCUUCGCAAUUGGAGGCGUGGCAGGUCUUAUAACUGUUUAUGUUACUCAGCCUCUUGACACCGUCAAAACCAGGAUGCAAUCGCUGGAGGCCAGUAAAAAUUACAAAAAUAGCUUUGUUUGCGCGGCAAAAAUCUUUAGGGAUGAGGGACUUUUUACGCUAUGGUCAGGGGCUGUCCCACGACUUGCGAGACUGAUAUUGAGUGGAGGAAUUGUAUUCACCAUGUACGAAAAGACCAUGGAGGGUCUGGAUGCGAUUGAUCCUCAGAGAAAAUACAUAUGA
Messenger RNA from Aspergillus wentii DTO 134E9, 891 nucleotides. Its product is annotated as putative mitochondrial tricarboxylate transporter (Ctp). Gene Ontology annotation, biological process: mitochondrial citrate transmembrane transport. Lineage: Eukaryota; Fungi; Ascomycota; Eurotiomycetes; Eurotiales; Aspergillaceae. The record is from RefSeq and is a predicted model, not a curated record. The coding region runs from base 1 to 891 and encodes 296 amino acids. The transcript is spliced from 9 exons.